Dendroctonus ponderosae (mountain pine beetle) is the source of this 2010-nucleotide messenger RNA. Its product is annotated as phosphatidylinositol 4-kinase alpha-like. The coding region runs from base 37 to 1995 and encodes 652 amino acids. The transcript has 9 exons. NCBI's taxonomy places the organism in Eukaryota, Metazoa, Arthropoda, Insecta, Coleoptera, Curculionidae. The record is from RefSeq and is a predicted model, not a curated record.
CCACCGAUUCGAAACCCCGAGCCGCGCAUCCACAAAAUGUUCCGCGACUUUUGGCUAUACUGUGUAAUAAUGGGAUUUACUGCUUCCGACUCAGGGCUCUGGCCUGCCGAAUGGUAUGAAGGAGUGAAGGAAAUCGCGGCGAAAUCUCCAGCUUUGGUCUCUCCCACGUCCAGUCGGUCGGAAAUGCGAGAGUUGCAGUACACGAGCGCAGUGAAGAACGAUAGUGUGUCCAUUACUGAACUUCAGGAGCUGAAGAACCAAAUCCUGGACCGACUUCGGCAUCCUGCCGACGUCACUGCAAUUGUUAACAACAAAUUGACCUUUGCACAGUGCACUUUCCUGUUGAGUGUCUACUGGGUGGAGAUAUUAAGAGUGCAACAUUCGGGUGAACCCAGCCUGGUACCGAUAAUAUCGGACUACCUCAGCGAUUCAGCGCUUCAAAAAGACAAAGCCGGAUUGUGGAACUGUGUAGCGGCCGUGAGCGACCGAGUAUUUGAGAAGUUUCUGGAAGUGAUGAGCAACAAGCCAAAGAAUGAGGCGCGUGAAGCCGACCUGGAGCAGCACGCUCAAUUCCUUUUGGUGAACUUUAACCAUACGCAUAAACAAAUUAGGAGAGUUUCCGAUAAGUUCUUGGUGGCUUUGGUGGACAAGUUUCCUCACUUGCUGUGGAGCAGACGGGUUUUGUGGACGAUGCUUGAUAUUCUCCAAGUGCUGUCUUACUCCUUAGAGGUGGAUCCGAACCAGGAGACGCCCACACUGAAAAUUCCUCAAACGCCUUACUCGAUCCAGUUGAUGGACACACUUGAAGCGAGAGAGUCCAUAAUUAGAGAUUUCGCCGACAAUUCGGAACGGAUUAUCAAGGAAGCAAUGCGUUGGGCCCCGCAAUGGACUCGCUCGUACAUUCAAGAGUACAUAAAUCAAAUCCCUACCUCAGAUAUGUGGCAUCAUGCGGGUUUGGCCAUGGCACUGGACUCCAUUCUGCAUAAUGGGCCUUUGAACGCUUACAGCUCCCACUUGAGCGCCAGCACGUUGGAAAAGCGGCCGCAGUGUGUUAAAACUGACUCCAGCAAGAUUAUUUCCACGUCUGCGAUGCGAUCUAAGUACAUGGGAGAGGUAAAUGGGAUGUUGAAAAUCUUCGGAAACGACCGCAAAGAAGAGUUAAUCAACACUGUAUUGGGUAGAGUAUGGAGUGCCUGUAAGCAACAGUCUGACUCCAUGCAUAGAGAAGCUAUUUGGCAAGCUACCGCCUUACUGAUUCAAAGCUCCGAGUUCAACAGUAACUUGUUGCAUGCCAUCACAUGGUCCCAGGUUGAAUUAUUCAGCGUGGAAGCUAUGCGAACGGCGGUAGAAUGUUGGAAGUGGCUAACCACUUCCCAGCCGGAGCUGGAGAUGCGAUUUCUGCAAGAAAUGGUUGCUGCUUGGAAGUGCACUGUUCACAAGAAGUUGGGCUUGUUUUCCGUGACCCAUCAGCAAACCAGUCCCUUGGCGGUUCACGAAGGGUGUCUUUUGGAACCAGACAAUCCAUUUGUAAAGCCGCACGUUAUUUGGGUGCAGUUCAUUUAUGAGCUGGUGGAAACGAUCAAGUCCAGCAGCUAUGAGAAGGUGGAAAUGAUCGUCAGUUUGAUACAUCAUUCUUUGCCCAUGUCGGUAGGAUCUGAGCCUGCGAUUCUCAAUAGACAUACUUCUGCUAUAGGAGUGAGGUUUAAGCUGAUGACAUGCGGUUUAUCGCUCUUACAAGGCGACAUACUGCCGAAAAGCUUGGCCAAGAACGUUCUGCGAGAGCGAAUUUACUGUUGUUGUCUGGACUACUUUUGCAAACCGGUCAAGUGCCCCACACAAAAUGCGAUCGAUUUACGAGAGGACGUCACGACUUUAAUCAAGUUUUGGCAGGCGCUGCACUCCGAUCGGAAAUACCUGAAGGACAGUGAUGUAGGAGGUAAGAGAGUCUGGUUUAUAGAGCAGAUAUCAAUAAAACACGCAGAAUUCGAUAAAUAACAGUUUAAAGACACG